Monopterus albus (swamp eel) is the source of this 4575-nucleotide messenger RNA. It is a transcript of the gene tmem108, whose product is annotated as transmembrane protein 108. Gene Ontology annotation, biological process: retrograde axonal transport; postsynaptic density organization; dendrite extension. The coding region runs from base 1044 to 2603 and encodes 519 amino acids. Gene Ontology annotation, cellular component: postsynaptic density; early endosome; axon. The transcript is spliced from 8 exons. Lineage: Eukaryota; Metazoa; Chordata; Actinopteri; Synbranchiformes; Synbranchidae. The record is from RefSeq and is a predicted model, not a curated record.
AUUAUUUCCAAUCAACAGGUGUUCCAUAGGUGUGAGAUAAUGCUUGUUCACUGGCAGGUGGCCAGAAGUUGAGCUUCCUGUAAGAUGACUUUUAGAUUUUCCAGUCUGGACAGUGGAUUUAAGCACGACUCUCCGCUCAGGGAGGGAUCUCUGCAGCAGUCCUCAUUAAAAUUCCCUGUCCGUACGCUCACCACAGACCCUCCUUAGUGGGUGGCACCAGCGUCCUGUGCGCCUCUUAACUGUGCACGUCGCAAGGAGAGCGGUCACAGUUUGAGCAGCACCGUAGAUCGAGCUGCUUUGAGGCGGGGAGUUUGCUGCUUCAUGUCCCGCUAUUUACGGCGUGAAGGGUGAGAGAGGACAGGUGCGCACAUAGUCCCAGAGGUCCAGCAAAGGGUGGCGCCCUGAGCAUGUAGCACUGUGCCGCCUCCCAGAGGCUGAAGGACCCACGGCGACACAGUCCGCUGCUGGAGCUUCACAGGUUUCUUGUUGCGGCUUAUGAUUGUGGCUUUUCUCGGCGGGGACUGGCAACAUGUGCGCCUGGAUGGUGUGAAGUGUGACACAGCAGCUCUGGGCUUGUAUUUCUCUCGGAUGCGCCAAGUACCCGACGUUACGACGCAGCUUGUGUGAUAGUUACACCACAGAGUCUGCUCAGCACAUUCGGCCUCUCCAACAGCUCCGCCAUUGUAACUGGAUUCCCACUGGACCAGCCUCAGCGGGACCUCGCUUUAAAAUGUCAACCGUGCCAGUUCCCCAUGUCUUCAAAUCUUAUGUCAUCUCCAGACACGUGCUCAUCGGCUGGCGGGAAAUCUCUGGACCUUGCAUGCUCUCUGCGGAUGUUGCUCCUCUCAUUCACUCGUCCCAGCUGGCUCUCAGCGACCCCUGCCGCACUGCUCAAGGAAACGAGAAACGUAGGUUGCCUCAUUCUGGGGGGCACAAAUCCAAGUUCACACGUGACACCCACAACGCAUUACUCAUGCAGGUAGAGUGAAGGUUGCUUUGAGAACCAUGAGCACUGUGGAGGACGAGCCCGAUCACAUGAUACCAUGAAGACAAGCCUGCAGGUCCUGCGCUGCCAGCUGCUGAGCAUUCUAGCAUUCCUAGCACUGCCAGUAGGACUGGUGUCAUCAGCACAGGAGCUGUACCUUAGCCAGACCUCCUGGGACCCUGUCUCCAUGGCAGAUGCCCACAGCACCUCCCUACGCCCCCCUGAACCUCCAUACCUGAACUGGCACCAGGAAGGCUCCAGUAGUGGAGAAUGGUCAUCCAAAGGAGGCAAUAAACCCUCAGAUAUUAUCCUUCCUACUGUCGCCCUCCUCCCUUCAGCCUGGCCUCAUACAACCCAACUCUCAAGCCUGGCUCAAAAAGACCCUCCCAUUCAUGACAUGAACACUGUCACCCCAAACACUGUGAGUGCUGAAACCUGGAUGAAUCAGCUCCUGGAGCCAAGCUCUGAUAUUGUAAACCGAGGCCACAUACACAAAUUGGUGAGGGUACCUCAAGUCCAUAACCCAGUUACUGCCACUAACCAGGCUAGCAGCAGCACAGCGGCCCCAAAUAUAGAUGUGGAAUCUAUUGCUCGAGGGGCCCCAAACCCCCUGGCUCUUAUGUCCAGCUCUGGAUCAGGCAGAAGUGAUACACUCGCUGCAAACAAUGCAGAGUCUCAGAAUUUAAAUGUGGAGGGAUCCACUGAUCCCAAGCAGCAUGUUCCAGAUCUGCAGCCAUUUUCAUCAAUAGAUGGUGACCUUUCACUUGGCUUGAAACUCAGGGAGCGUGCUCAAGCUGCUCCAAAGGUGGCCGCACGCCACACCAUUACCCUGAGGGAUGUGCAUGGAGUGAGCGAGCGCCCCACUGACGUGCUGGUGAUAGAGCCAAAAACAGGCAAAAGCCCAUCACAGAAUCUAAUUUCCACUGUGUCUGCUGCAGUCCUGUCCACUGAGCCGACCCUUAGGAUGCAGAAUCCUACAGUCAUGCCAAACAACCACACUCCAGCCAGUGAGACCACCACUGAUGGGGGUCACGGUCAUGCUGUGCAAGGUAACAGCACAGACAGCCCCCCUCUGAGAACCUGGCCGGGAAAUGUAACUGCAUAUGAAGAGCUGCUCUCUAGCAGCAGCUCAGUCAGGGAGUCACUUGCUCAGGACAACAGCUCAGAGGCUCCUUCCACAGCCAGCGGGAACUUCCUAAACCGGCAGGUGCCUGCCACCACCCAGGACAUCUGGACAUCCAGCAAUAGCUCUGACCCCACUGUCGACUCCCCAGUGUCCCACAUCUGUUUAAGCAGGAUGGAUAUUGUGUGGAUCGUGCUGGCCAUCAGUGUGCCCGUGUCCUCCUGUUCUGUGCUACUGACUGUGUGCUGUAUGAGGAGGAAGAAGAAGUUGUCAAGUCAGGAGAACAACCUCAGCUACUGGAACAACGCCAUCACCAUGGACUACUUCAGCCGACACGCUGUGGAGCUGCCCAGAGAAAUACACACUCUGGAGAGUGAGGAGCAUGACACCUGUCUACCCCCUAAUGGAGACUAUAGCGGCAGCAGCGUGGUCCUAGUUAACCCUUUCUGCCAGGAGACACUCUUCAUCAACAGAGACAAAUCUUCUGCCAUGUAGAGACAGAAAAGCACUGGGUUCUCUUCUUGUUGUUGUUUAUUUUAUACAUGUGGUAAAUAUUCAGAUACUUUGACUUUAUACUGUAUAUGAAACACAAAGAGCAACCUGAAAGAAGAGCAAUGUAAACAGACACUAUUUACUAUGAGGAUGCACUUGCAUAUUUUUCUGAUGUACAUUUUCUACAAAAAGCUUAAUUGUGAUAAAAGGUUUUUAUUGUCUUUAUAUAAUUCAGAGUAUGUAUGGUUUUGUUUCAUUCUGGCUUGAUGGUGAGUGCACUGUGGAUGUUGACACAUGAAAUCUGCUUCAGAAAAAGAAACAAGCUGUUCUCUGUUUAUUUAAAAUCAAUUCCAAAAUACAUAUAGCCUGUUUAACUUGAAUAUAGCAACUACAUAUUUUUUUGGGGGUGGGCACAGAGAUUUGUGGCAAAAUAUAAUAUAUGAAAUAAGGGCCUGUAUUCAUCAAAACUCUAAGAAAUACAUGCGAGUAUGCUUUAAAGAAACCAUCUUAGGGGUGAAAAUAAUCAGCGACAGCAGACAUUGAUCAUACUCCAGCAUAAAUUAAAAUGGGAAAUUAACAUUUUUCUACUAAGAAUUCCUGGUUGAACCAGUUAAACUCCCAGCAAUGAGGCAGGCGUGACGUCUCUGUGACCUUGAACUUGGAACUUUAACCACCAGACUCUAAUCAGUUCAUCCUUAGGUCCAAGUGGACACUUGUGCCAAAUCUGAAGAAACUCCCUAAACCAAAUAAAACUGGAGCAGGAAAAAAUUUGCUGGUGGUAGAGAAGGUACAUUAGAGGUAAACAUGUGUUCACCUGUGAUAGUGUACUGCCAUCAGCUAAGCUACUUGUAAUCACCAUAAGAAACUUCUGGAGCUCUUUUGAGUUUGAGCGUUUUAUGUUCUAAGAAAUUUGAUGAAUAGAUCUUAUUCUGAAGUUUGCGAGUAAGAAAAACAAUUUAAUAUUUUAACUUUGAUCUUUCAGCAGUUUGAUAAACACAGGCCCAGAAAUUGAUUAAUUUGAGCAAACCAUUUGUGUGAUUUGAGAUGUACAUCCAGCAGUUUUGAGAGAUGGUAUAUCUGUCAAUUAAAUGUUUUUGAUGGUUAAAGUGGCUUUCCCCCUCAUGUAUCACCAGCUUCUCUUAAGAGGGACCACAUAGAUGUCUUAAUUCAUUAUGUUGGCCCUUUAUAUAUCAGUCUGUGUGUGAAUGCUUUGUUUGUGCAUUUAAGCAUACUGUGUGAGUGUGCAGUAAAGUGUAGACAAAUGAGUACCUUAACCAAAUAUCACUGUUAGUUUAACUUAAAUAAGACUGUCUCUUUCAGCUCAGUUUUACUGUAUGUUUGUUUGUGUGCGUGCCUCUGUAUGUGUUUCUGUCUGUCUCUCAUUUGUGUCGUGGAGUGGCUACUGGUUAUAUUCCAGUUUGCGAAAGCGUUUUCUCAGCGCUGUAGGAAAAAUUAGACCAGCCUUUGCUACUAUAAGUGUUUACCUUCAUAACUCAUGUGUUUGUCCAUUGAUGCAAACUGUAUUUGUUGAAAUGUUGCUGGGCCACAUACCAUGUAUUCAAGGCUGUCAGAAAUCUUGACCAAUAAAAAUACUGAGAUAAAUAAUGUAUGCUGAAUAUUUACUGAGCACAUACAGAGGCAGUUGAAUAUUUUAUUGAAUAACUGAACCUGUGGUCCUUCUAUCACCUGUCUUACUUUGCAUUGCUGCAGUUUUAUUCAAUAAUCAAUGCUGCCUGCCUCUAUUUCUGCAUUGUGAGAUGCUGUUCCUAAGACACUGAUUCAAACAGUGAUAACACGGUUAAACAUGUUGAUAUUUGCUGCAUUGGAUGCUCAAAGCUGGGCUUGCUGUUUUGCACGCUCAAAAAGUGUAUAUUUUACAACAUGUUCAGUGGGACAGUGGAGCAGUGUUUAACAGUAUGUAUUUUUUGUAUUGUAGUAUAUACUGUACUUUUUACUGCUGAGCAAUAAAACAAAC